GGAAUUUUGUUGGUUUUGAUUUCAUUUCAUCAAAAGAUGAAAGACCAUCGAGUCUCUCUUCUGCUGCUUCUCUUUUCCCUGAUUUUGGUGGUGGGAUCAGCUGAUUUUUUGUCCAAAGACUUACUUGGAGUUGCUCCUGAAGAUGAGAAGUACUUCAAGUCCGAUGUUAUUAAAUGCAUGGAUGGAACCAAAAAGUUCGCCAGAGCACAGCUGAAUGAUGACUUCUGCGAUUGCCCAGAUGGAACUGAUGAACCAGGAACAUCAGCAUGCCCUGGAGGAAAGUUCUAUUGCCGAAAUGCAAGACAUGUUCCUCUUACGUUAUUCUCCUCCAGAGUUAAUGAUGGCAUAUGUGAUUGCUGUGAUGGGAGUGAUGAGAAUAAUGGUAAAGUAAAAUGUCCAAAUACAUGCUGGGAGGCUGGCAAAGUGACUAGGGACAAAUUGAAAAAGAAGAUUUUGACAUAUCAGGAGGGGGUCACCUUACGGAAGCGAGAAAUAGAGCAAGCUAAACAAGCCAUCUCAAAAGAUGAAGUAGAAUUGUCAAAGCUGAAAAAUGAGGAGAAGAUACUUAAAGGUCUUGUUCAACAGCUCAAAGAGCAUAAGGAACAAAUAGAAAAAGCAGAGGAGAAAGAGCGCUUGGAGGGAGAAAAGGAAGAGAAGAGGAAAAAAGAAUUUGAGGAGAAAGCUGAGGAGGAAACUCAACAAGCCGAUAUGGUUGGAGUUUCAGAGAAUCCUCCAUUAGAUCAGGUUAUAAUGGUGGUUACUGAUUUUGAAGUUAAUUUUAUUCUAGAUCUUCGUGACAGUUCAUAAAUUCACAGAUACCAU
Messenger RNA from Telopea speciosissima, 822 nucleotides. RefSeq names its product glucosidase 2 subunit beta-like. Gene Ontology annotation, molecular function: protein binding. Gene Ontology annotation, cellular component: glucosidase II complex. Bases 37 to 807 code for a protein of 256 amino acids. Gene Ontology annotation, biological process: N-glycan processing. NCBI's taxonomy places the organism in Eukaryota, Viridiplantae, Streptophyta, Magnoliopsida, Proteales, Proteaceae. The transcript is spliced from 5 exons. The record is from RefSeq and is a predicted model, not a curated record.